Molecule: messenger RNA, 935 nt
Organism: Anthonomus grandis grandis
Lineage: Eukaryota; Metazoa; Arthropoda; Insecta; Coleoptera; Curculionidae
Gene: Sec22
Product: vesicle-trafficking protein SEC22b-B
Exons: 4
Coding region: 117-758 (213 amino acids)
Biological process (GO): vesicle fusion with Golgi apparatus; retrograde vesicle-mediated transport, Golgi to endoplasmic reticulum; endoplasmic reticulum to Golgi vesicle-mediated transport
Cellular component (GO): SNARE complex; Golgi membrane; endoplasmic reticulum membrane
Molecular function (GO): SNAP receptor activity
Source: RefSeq, a predicted model, not a curated record
UUGUCACAACAAAUGACAACAAGACGAAGAUGACGUGUAUUUAAAAAUUAAACAAUAAAUUUAUGUUUUUGGGUGAAUUUUGUGAAAUUAUUUAUUAAAAAAUUAAAUAACAAAUAAUGGCUCUUAUGACAAUGAUAGCCCGCAUAGCGGACGGACUUCCGUUAGCAGCUACAAUGCAAGAAGACGAACAGACUGGGCGAAACAUUUUAGAUUACCAAAACCAGGCGAAAAUGUUGUUUAGAAAACUGGGGCCUCAGUCCCCGCCCAGAUGCACCAUUGAAACAGGUCCCUAUUUAUUCCACUAUUUAAUAGAGUAUGAAGUGUGUUAUUUGGUAUUAUGUGAGAAAACCUUCUCUAAAAGGUUGGCCUACUCUUAUUUGGAGGAUAUAGCACAAGAAUUUCACUCGCAAUAUGGCAGAAAAGUGAAUACAGUCACUAGGCCCUAUAGCUUCAUUGAGUUCGAUACUUACAUUCAAAAAGCAAAGAAGCAAUUUAGUGAUUCAAGAUCAAGAAGGAAUUUAAAUGUUAUUAAUAAUCAACUGCAGGAUGUACAGAGGAUAAUGGUGCAAAAUAUUGAUGAUGUUUUGCAAAGGGGCACAGUUCUUUCAGAAUUGGAUACGAAAACCCAAAAUCUAUCGCUGCUUACUCAAAAAUACAAAAAAGACGCCACUUAUCUAAACACAAAAUCUAUGUAUGUUAAGGCAGCAAUUGGAGGACUGGUUGUGUUUGUGUUUUUCCUCUACUUUUGGGUGUUGUAAAAAAAAUAUGCUGUUAUUUUGUUUUAUUACUGUGUCUAUAGAAUCUGUAAGUGUAAAUAAAUAUCUGAGGUGACUGGUAAUGUGAUUUUAGAUGAAUUAUUUGUCAUCUUGAUUGGUAUGGUUAUUUAUUUUGUUUAAGAGAAAUAUGAUAGCUACAUUAAAAUAUUAUUUUCCAUG